Molecule: messenger RNA, 1665 nt
Organism: Melampsora larici-populina 98AG31
Lineage: Eukaryota; Fungi; Basidiomycota; Pucciniomycetes; Pucciniales; Melampsoraceae
Exons: 5
Coding region: 1-1665 (554 amino acids)
Source: RefSeq, a predicted model, not a curated record
AUGCCUUCUUCCACCCGCUCAAAAGCCAAACGUGGCUCUGCAUCUAAUCGUAGCUCAUCUACUAAAAGCAAGAAGAAAACUCCUCAAAACAAAAAGAACAAAUCAACUACUGCUGAAACGAACUCCAAAACUCAUGAUCUGGAUGAAGACGAGGACGGAGCCAAUGCCUUUCAAGACGAGGAUGAACCCAAUCAGGAACCCUCUGCCACCGCUAAAAAGUCCAAGACCAAUCCGGCUAUCUUUCAGUCUCGCUUCCCCGGUCUUGAACUUGACUCCUUUGAACAGGAACUCGAUUCCUGGACUAUUGUCCAGCUCCAGGAAUCAAUAAUUCAACAAGACUCGCGCCGGAGUACUGCUCCAAAAGAGAUAAAGAAUCUUGUCAAACUCGUUCGAAUGGAAUUUGAAAAACGCAUCCUCAUGAUUGCGUUGAUGGCUGGGGUUCCAGAGAUUGUCAUCUGGAACUUAGUAGGUAUUGGGAAGAAGAAAGUCAAGGCCAACCCUUGGAUUCGAUUUCUUACCUUCUGUGUGAAAUGUCUGGGACAGCAACUGCCUGAUCGUGACAAUAAAGAUGCUUGGACCAAACGAAAUCAGGAGAUGGCGGAUAUCUGGCAUUCACUGAACAAGGACCAACAGGCAAUAUUCAAAGAUCCUUACUUCUUUGCCCUGGCCAACCUUCCCGACUACUCGAAUGCAUCACUAGGUGAAGAUGACAAGCACAUCAACGACGAGAACGACGAGAACGAAAACGGAGUGAACUUGAACCACUUCGACACCGUUACUCCUAGCCCAACAAUUCACAAACUUUCUGACGAAGACAAAGCGAAAUACAAGCCACUUUUCAAAGACUUGGUAAAUGUUGAGAAAGUACAUUCUUGCCACGGAAAGCCGGAUCCCUCACCAUCAAUCGCAACCUUACAAAAACAAUCUAUGAUUGCUGUUCGAAAGGCUCAUCAUGAUUUCUCUGUUGUCUGUCAACAAAAUCAAAUAUCGUACUAUCUAACUAGUGCGAGCUGUGGUGGUCUCAACGGAUGGUUGCAAACGUUCUCAAACAACGUGAAAUUCGCUGAAUGGGCAUUGAAUGUAAAACAUAUUCCUGACAAGUUUCGUACUUACGUACAUGGAUUAGAUGCUGCCAAAGAGAUCGAGGGGAAAGUCCCACAAGCGAGUGACCGUAGAAAAAGUCAACUGGGGUGUAUGCUAAAUGCAUUGUUAAAGCCUUAUGGUCAUGACACAUUCCCAAAGCUCGAUGAUCCUGCUCAAAGAAUGAACAGGAAAGGCUGGGAACUCAAAAUUGUUCAGAAGUCCGGCAGUCUUCUCAAACCGGAGGAACUUCUUCGUGGACACCGAGGUGUAACAGAUGCAAUGGUUCAGGCCUGGAUUAAGGACAUCGAGAACGGGCUUUUUUUGAUUGAAACAAAGGUUGCUGAAGAUGGCAAGACAUCUCAAAACGAUCAUCAAGACGAAUCGCAGCAAUCAGGAGGUCCUAUGCAAGAACAACGCUCAAAACAAAAGAAAAAAAGGAGCGGUAAACAUCAAAAAUCAAAAGAGCCAACUCAAAAGCGACACAAAACAAAUAAACAACCACUUGAGGCAGAAGACGAUGAUUCCGAUUCAAACACUAUGAGCUCUGACUCGUCAGAAGAAGAAGAAGAAGAAUUUGAGUGA